This is a messenger RNA of Oncorhynchus keta (chum salmon), 1133 nucleotides long. It is a transcript of the gene commd5, whose product is annotated as COMM domain containing 5. Gene Ontology annotation, cellular component: nucleus. The record is from RefSeq and is a predicted model, not a curated record. NCBI's taxonomy places the organism in Eukaryota, Metazoa, Chordata, Actinopteri, Salmoniformes, Salmonidae. Bases 355 to 1011 code for a protein of 218 amino acids. The transcript is spliced from 7 exons.
GCUGCAGGGCUGCAGAUGGAUGCAUCUCGCCUGGGGAAGGUUGAAAGGGAUUCUGGAGAGACAGGAGGGUUUGUUUCUUUGUUGACUUUUUAAAAUGUACUUAGUAGUACAUGAUUAGGUAGGAGAGUUUAAUUUUUAUUUGUUUUAUUUUAUUCUAGUCUGUAAACUAUGCUUGACCACACCCUCCACUACAGUAGGUGGCGGCAGAGGCACGGUUGUUUGCAGACCGCCAUGUCAUGUGAUCUACCAUUACAGAAAUCUUCUGGAAUAAAUAAACCGACAAGCUAGUUAACUCAAACAUCAUCAUUUGAAAAGAGGUUACGCUCAUUUAAGUUUAGCAAUAUAUGAAGUAUAAUGUCGUCAAGCCAUGUCAAAGUCGCGGUUGGUGCAGCCAAAGACUCAAGUUUUUUGGGAGGAAGGAUACCAUCAGAAAUCGAAAUCAUGGCUAAACAGCUGAAGGAUUUAGACCAAGAAAUGUUUAGAAAAAUACUGAAAGCGGUGGUGAGUGCUAUUGAGGGCAAGGACUGCAGAGAAUCAAUGAAGGCUAUCGCGGAAAAUGCUGCCCUCCCUGAAGAACGGUUGAGUUAUGUUGUGGCUGGAAUGUACAGACUCCUAAAAGAGGCAUUACGUAUCCCCACAUCAUCGUUAAAACAAGAGGUCUUCAAAGAAGAUCUAAGGGAACUAAGGAUACCUGAGGAAUUCAUCACAGACUUUGCAAGUGUGGUGUUUGGCAAUCGACGAACAGCACUGGAGGCAGUGGCUACACAGCAGGGGCCUCGAUUACCCUCCCUGAAGGAUUUUAGAUGGAGAGUGGAUGUGGCCAUAUCAACAAGCUCCCUAGCUCGUGCCUUGCAGCCCUCCAUUUUAAUGCAGAUGAAGCUCUCAGAUGGAAAGGCCCAUCGCUUUGAGGUUCCUGUUUGCAAGUUCCAAGAACUCCGAUACAACGUUGCGCUUAUUCUCAAAGAGAUGAACGAUCUGGAGAAGAGAAGCGUUUUGAAGAUCCAAGAUUAACCGUGCAUGUCAGUACGGUUAUUAGAAGAUGGUUUCAUCAGGCAAGGUUUUGCCAUAAAAAGGAUUUAUAUAAUUUUGACAUGUCAUACUGUAGAUAUUAAAUAUGAUCAUUUGUACCAAAA